AUGGUGGACUUGCGCGUCCAAAACACGCAACGUUACCGACGUAAGUGCUGUGCUCUCCGUUUGAAAAGACGCAAGACGCCCAACACUUUCCAUGUGUGUCCACAGCGCAAGAAAACGGAUACUAAGCUCUUAGGUCUCACCCGCAGCUUAGGUCUCACCCGCAGUAUUCCUGUGAGCACGGAAUUGUUGCCAGUCAGUCAGUUACUGGACCCCGUCUUUUCGCACGAAAAUUUUAAACAUGUCGAAUAUUCGCAGUCGUUUUUGCUUAUAGAGGGGUUCGUCACUGGUGCUGUGUUCACAAGUAUUUUCUUGAACCAGGCGGAACGCUGGAGAAAAUACAAACCUAACAAUGGAAUAACUUCAGCACUCCGAAGUACCAUCGACUAUUUGGAAGCCCAGGGCCCCUCUGGUGAUUUUCCUAAGCAGUUGGGCCGAGAUGUGCAAAGUUUUAGGUGGUUAAACGAGGUCGUGAAAGUUGCUUGGCCAUACUUGGAUGCAGCAACUUCAGCGGUGAUAGUCAGCGCUUUAGAUCCGAUACUGCAAAAUACAAGGCCUAGUUUUCUGACAUCGAUAGAAUUUGAGCGCUUUAGUUUUGGUAGCGUUCCAGCCAUAAUUGAAGCGGUAAAGGUCUAUGAAGCAGGGAAUGAGGGCGCCCUAGAGAUCGAUCUACACGUCUUUUGGGCAGGUGACCCAGACGUUGUUCUCAAAAUUAGAGCCGCUCAGGCAGCUCUGGCGGUACCAGUCUCGCUCACUGAGUUCGAGUGUACUUUCACCUUGCGAAUGAUUUUCGCUCCACUUAUCGGCACGUUUCCGUGCUUCGGUGCACUUACAUUGUCAUUGACUGAAGAUCCUGUUGUGAAGUUCGAUUUACGUGUGGUUGGAGGAGACAUCACGCUUCUUCCAGGACUGGCACAACCACUUCGAACAUAUAUACAGGCACUCAUUGCAUCGUUUCUUGUCUGGCCUCGAUGCAUCACGGUGCCCAUUCCAAGUACGGGAUACUCGCUACCAGAUCGAGAAAGUGCAAACGCUGGCUUAUUGCACGUUGAGAUCCACUCACAUAACGACUCUGUAGGCUCGCCAGCUGAGAUAGCUCUUCAGCUGCGAUGGCCGGGAACAUCAGGUUCAAACGCAUCACAAGAAGUGCGACUACAAGCUUCACCAAGCGGUAGUUUUUUUAACUCACGAGAAGUAACACUUCCAGUCGAAGAUACAACGAGACAAAUAUUGAGUGUAAGGUGGUAUACGAGCGACGGUAAUACUGAGGAGAAGGGAAAAAUAGUUGGCGAAACCAGCUUGCUCCUGGAUGACAUUGUCCAGCAAUUGAAGGCUGACACCCAUGAAGACUAUAAGAACUGGGGUCCUAUUACAAUCGCUGCAGAGCUAGAGUCUGUAUUAUCAACGGAAUUAUCGGAAGAAAAAACCAGUAAAACUACUGACACGGUUUACGGUCGAGUGACAAAGUUGGGAACAGGCUUGUUCUCACGUAUUCGACGCGCAUCGUCAAAUGUUUCUUCCAAGUUUGUAGCGGACGCUAAAUAUGAUGCCAGCUUUGAUCAUUCGAAUGCAAGUACACGUAUUGUCCAGUUGACUGUGAGAUAUCAGUCACUCGAUUCUUUACAGGUGGCGGGUUUGGAAGACAAUGCCGAGCUAUAG
Ostreococcus tauri is the source of this 1656-nucleotide messenger RNA. Its product is annotated as unnamed product. Bases 1 to 1656 code for a protein of 551 amino acids. Gene Ontology annotation, cellular component: endoplasmic reticulum. Lineage: Eukaryota; Viridiplantae; Chlorophyta; Mamiellophyceae; Mamiellales; Bathycoccaceae. The record is from RefSeq and is a predicted model, not a curated record. Gene Ontology annotation, molecular function: lipid binding. The transcript has a single exon.